Molecule: messenger RNA, 997 nt
Organism: Sesamum indicum (sesame)
Lineage: Eukaryota; Viridiplantae; Streptophyta; Magnoliopsida; Lamiales; Pedaliaceae
Product: citrate-binding protein-like
Source: RefSeq, a predicted model, not a curated record
AAAGAUCAGCACCAAAUAUAAAUAUAGCACAUUAAAGUUCUAUAUCAACGUCAAUAAAAAAUACUGGAAUUCAGAACCCAACCACCCAAAACUAAAAGAAUAUAUGAACGACGUAGUAGCUAGCAAUCAAGCAAUCACACACUUCCCCUCAAUCCCAACAUUAUUACAUGCCAACAAAUUCGAUAGGAAGCAGCUUCAUCUGUUGUAAUCAAGAAAAUGUCUUCUCCCAGCAUUUGGAGCUCCAUUUUUGUUCUUCUAAUUACAGUAGUGUACAAGGUUGUGGGGUGGGGACCUAUUGAUCCCACCAAAGGGUUCAUCUCUCAGCAUCUGAACCGUUCAAAUCUCGUGAUCCAAUGGCCAUACGACGUGCCCGAAGAUGAGAGGUACAGCUUCAAGAGAGGGGUUCACAAAUUGUGGGUUUUCAAGACAGAUAAACCUCACACUCCCACCUCUAAAACCAAGCCUCGUACUGAGAUUCGUGUUCAGGGAAACGACUACUCCUCUGGAGUAUGGCAAUUCGAAGGGUACGUGUAUGUGCCAUAUGGCACUUCCGGUGUAUGCAUCAUGCAGGUUUUCGGGUCCAUCCCACCUCAGGCCUCGACCCUAAUGCUAAGAGUGUACAACGGGACGCUCUCGUACUAUCGAACGCCAGUCGUGCCAAACAUAUAUGGGAGAUGGUUGAAGUUGAAUGUUGUUCAUGAUGUUGAGGGAAGGAGAGUGGAAGUGUACAUUGAUGGAGUGCUGAAAUAUGAAGCAACUGGUAGAGGUGGACCUGAGGGAACCUCUCAUUACUUCAAGUGUGGGGUUUAUGCUCAGAAUGAUGCUUCUUACUAUAUGGAGUCACGUUGGAAGAAGAUUAGGGUUCUUAAGAAAUGUCAAUAAUGAUAUAUAUGAUGGAUUUGCUCUUUUUAAUUUGAAUAAAUUGGCAUAAUUAAUGUUUAAUUUUAUGUAUUCUCAAUUUUGGUACUUCAUCAGUGUGAAGUGUAAGUUUAAUUCG